UUUUUAGAUUUCCACUCAAGAAAAAAUCAAGUCGUUCAUAUCUGUAAUUCAUAUAUUGAAAGACUCUUUUCUUCUGUAAAAGAGAAAAAAAAAAUAGAACAUCCCUAAAGACGAUGGCGGGUAGACAUCAACCUCAAUACGCGCGUUACACUUCUUCAACACAACCUUAUCCCAAUGCUAGUGGAAACAAUAACAAUUUGAAUAUUCCUUUUCCACAACAAAACAAUAACAUGCCAUAUUCAAAUCAACAAACGCAAUACGGAAAUACUCCAUCCAUGGCUUCUCCUUAUUCGACCUCAUCUUCCCCCGGCUACCAUUCACCGAACAUUCCUAAAUAUACUCAAAAUCCACCACUAAAGAAGUAUACGUUACAACCACCACCUCGGAAACUGCCUUUAAGUAAGACUAUGCCGUCUCUAGGCUUUCCGGGCAUGUUCCCACAACGUCCAGGCCAAGACGAAGAUAGCCUGACCGAAUCAAACGUUCGACAAGGUUUCGUCGACAGACCUGUUGUUUCCAAUGAACAUACAUGUGCACAUGACAUUGUGUAUGGAAAACUACAAGAUGAUCAGCGACUAUUAGGUGAGCUGGGUAGUUUUAUGGUUGAUGUGUUACAACGUCAGAGUAGAGCGGGAUGCAUUACUGGACCUUCAUCGUUUAAACCACCCAUUCGAACGACCUUGAUGGAUCCUAAACGAGAGCAGUGGAUGCAGGAAUUAGCAGCAGGAUUGGUACCAUUACGGAAACUUGCCAGAAAUGUACCUCAUGGAUUUAAAGGUGAAAAGCUUUUGGAGACUUUGGCAUCAAAACAGGUUCCAUUUCUUAGGGCCACAUGGUAUAUUAAGAUUGUUGGACUUUCAGAAAUGAGUCAACGUAGCGCUAGUAAUGCAUCUACUUCAAUGGGAUCGCAGCCAUACCAAUGGACAGCUACAGUCACGGGUCACUUAAAAAAGCAACUUAGCGAAUUAAUACCAAUAGCUACAAAUGCAUCCAGUCCUCACCCACCAGUUGGAAAUUCAAGUCGUGGAUUUAAAAGUUACAAUCAAUCCAGCCAUCACGAUAAUUCACCUAAACCUUGGGUUACACCUGAAAACAGAGCACGGUUUGAGCAAAGAUGGUCUUACAGCGUUAGACUAGCGCGCUGGCAAUAUUUUGAAGGUUUACUAGAUCAAAGAACCUUUUUAAAAUGGACUCUGGAUACGUUGGCUGGAAGUGGUUCAUUCGAGGUCAUGUGGUUGGUAUUGACAGGCAUUAUUCAAGAUUAUGUAGACGAAUACAAGAGAAAUAGAACACUCACCAAGUUAUUGAUUGAGACAUUGAUCAAAUCUUACAGCGCGCUUGUCCAAUAUAUGAGUCAAUCACAAGUAGAUCCCAUAGGAUUAGGUGUGCAGCAAGGUUUACAAAAUGAUAUUGAGCAUCUUUUGCAGUCACUUUUUCUCUCGACACCAGAUAUGUUUGUGGUUCCUAAACUGUAUCAUCAAUACCGCUAUCUAUUUAAUACCAUUCUUGGAGACGAAAAUAAACAAAAAGACGUAAAAAAUCUUCCCGAUGUAUGCCGUGUGAUGAAAGUAUAUUGGACCAUGAUCAAAGCACGUAACGAAGUAUUCUGUGGUACAUUGGAAGAGAACGAAAUGCGACCUGAUAACGCUGAACCCACCAAACAAGAACAUAAUGACGAAUCAGCGCCGACAUCGUCAACAGCACUUAAUGAGGGUGUCUAUGAGGAGCGCGUUGUACAUAUUUUAGAUAGCAUUGGUAGGAAUGUUGAUAGUAUCACUGGCCUGUUGUUGGAUAACGAAACAUGGGUUGAUGUUCGUGGUCAUACAGCAAAAUCAGCUGCGAAAUCGAUAUUCGGAACAAACCGAUUACAACCACAGACAUUUAUCAAAUUAAUCAACAUCAUGUGCUGCUGGGCCACAAGUGAUUCAAGAUAUGGUGAUUGGAAAGCCUAUCUAGUUGCCUCGAUCUUAUUGACAUGGAGAGAGCAGGAUAAAACCCAAGAAAACAAAGUUUUGUUACAAGAUGCUUUGAUUCGAUUUUUAGAUGAUGAGGCAGCAGCAAAGAGUAAUAAUGAAGCGACAGAUACCGAAAUAAAUUCAGAGGAAGAAGGCUCAGCAGGGAAGGCAAAUACACCCAUUAUAUAUUUAUUCGAUGUCUUGAUCCGGUUACAUUUAUUCUCUUAUCAAAAAUAUCUCCUCAGACUGAUUGCCAGAGGAGACCUGGAACCUAAACGCCGCCAUGUUCGACAUAUACAACAAUGCUUACAUCACCUAGCCUCCUUUCCAUUACUAAACCCAGCACCCCCUUAUCUAGUCAACCAACGACGUGUCGCCUUAUACGGAACUAAAAACGAUAGCGAUAGUAAAGUAGAGACUGAAGCCCUAGACAAACUAAAGCAUUUGGCUAGGCUUGCAGUAGCAGGGUUUGAUAACGGAGAUACAGACUGUCUAUUUGGAAUAGAGGCUAAGGAAAUGACACAGCCUGUCCCAACCGAUUCUCUGCAGUCUUACGAUUUAGCUUUUUCAGAUGGCAUUAAGAUCGAUUUUGUAAAUAUUAUGGAUUCUACAACUCGUUAUUCUGUAUUGAAUUUUACUAGCAACUGGUUGUUGAGCGAGGUCAAAAGAUUUAUUGUUAAAAGUAUACAGAUCGGAGAAGAUAAUUGGAGAGUCAUGACAUCGCCUGGCUCAUGUUUAUUAAACACAAGACAAUACGUUACAAUCAUUCGUAUCAUGGAAUAUGCCAAAGAUUAUCUUAGUAUCACCGAAACAGCACUAUGGGUAUUGGAAAAAUCAAGUGACCCUGCCUUGUACCCUUAUAUUAUUGACACACUUCGUAAAUAUUCCAAUUACUGGAAAUUAACCAACAAUGGUACACGUGUGGCUAACGCUGUAUGGUCAAAACAUUUGAGCCUCAGUAGCCGCGGAAAUAGAAACAGAUGUAUUAUGAUGUAUAUGGUUCAGCUUGUACAAGAAGGAUAUCAAAUGGAUGAUGUAACUCGAUCACAACUUCAACAAGACUUGCAGGUCAAAUCGAAAUCUCGAGGGCGUUUUGACGCUGGUGUUUCUGUUAAAGACGAACUUUCUCAAUUAGCAAAAGAACCUGCAACCAACUACCUGCAGUUAGUGUCUGAAUCACUAAGUGUACCAUCCCAAAACGCUGCCGGCUGGAUCGGCGCCAUUCUAGAAAGUGCGGGAGAUGUGUUGCGGAUUGUAGCUAAAGAAAAAAAUAUUGUGGAUGAUAUCAAACUUCAUCAAAAGACACUUUCACCCGCCUUAUUUGAUUUUCAUCGUAUCUUGCGUGUAUUUGCAAGUGUGAUAAAAGAUGUGGCAAAUCAUACAGUUUUGACAGGCCAGGCUGAUGAACCAGUGAUACAAUGGCUUUGCAACAACGAAGUGGUUUUAGAGGACAUGAAUCAAGAGUGUUCUUGGAUACCCGUCUUUGUUGCAAUUCUUGUAUCCUAUAAUAUUGUAAGUUUAAGUGCGGUUGUAAAAGAAUUCGCAUUGCCGUGGUUUGAGCAGGUGGGACGUGAAGGACAGCAACACUACGGCACCGAAGAAGGCAAACUAAAUGUGUUCUGUCAGAACUUGAUUAUUCUUAUUCGGCUUUUGAUUGUUCAAACCAGUAAUCAAUUGAAAUCCGAAGAAUCGUCCACUUUAUCGCCGUGGCAAUUACGAGUAGAAGAAUUUUACCGGCUUGAAGUUCAACGACAAUCACAGCUUGCGAGUAGUUUAGACAGAAUUGAGCCGAUGUUCGGAUUAAUGGAGCGCCUUGUACUGAUUGCUACUAAUCUACCUUUGAGCUCGUCCUUAUUGCAGGAUCUUGUUAUGCUCCGAGCGGAUUUAUUACAAAUUACUUGGUUUCGACAAGCGUGUCUUCGUGAUUUAAAUGGGGUGUAUCAACGAUUUGCUGCUCGUGAAGCUGAAGCUACGACGGAAAAACGAAUGAAGAAGAAGAUGCUAAAUAUUGUAGAUGAGUUAAUUGGUGGCAAUAAUCUAGUCAGUGAACGAGGUAUUGUACAUGAUAGCACACCCGAUUUUGUGGAUAAACUUCAUCGAGUCUUUUUGAACGUGAGCCAAUGGAAUGAAGCUCAAUGCCGUGUUCAAGUGAAUCUUUUACUGGACAAUAUAUCUUUAUCCGAUGGUAAUUCGCAAAAUCCGAACAACCCUCAUAUUCUGGGUGACGAUAUAUCCAUGGACAUGACAACACCGACAGAAGCAACCUCAUCUCCGAACAAGGACCUUCAAUCAUUUGUGUACUUUUUUUAUGAUGUGGUCUUGUUAGAUGGGAAGGAAGAAACAGACCCAGUAAAGGCACAACGUCGGUUCCAGUUCUUUAAGAAUUUAAUACAUGAAUUACGUGAGCCAGUUCUUUUAGAACUUUUACAUCAUGGUGCUCGACUCUUGGAAGGUGAUCCAGGACAGAAUUUUCCAAACAAUGUUUUAUUGAUGCAAGUAACAGAGCCAGGUUCCCGAUUUGAUUCUACAAAAUAUGCAUAUCGAAGUCAGGCAUUUUUAAACAUUACACAACAUAUGUUGGCAGAAAAUGUUUGGUCAAACGAAAAGAAGAUCGAUCUUGUGAAAACUGUAUUUAGACAGAUCAACCGGUUCAGGAGCGCAAUGCAUAUAUAUAAGGUCAUGCAAGGUGCAAAUGUUUGUUAUUCAAGUGCCGUCAAUGCUCUUCAACUCGUUAAAAACAACGUGGAUUUGGGUAUUGCUUUACUGGUCACAGAAGGCUUACCCGACAAUUUAGGUGAUGAGGCAAUCAAUGAAAUGAAGCUUUCUUUACAAGAUAUUCGCGCGAGUUUAUUGAUCCGUUUGCGACUUGUUGUGCCUUUCGCAUCUUUAAUAUGGGAGCACCCAAAUAAAGAUGAAUGUGAUAUAUUGGAGUGGAUCCGUGUACUUGUUCCUUUGCUUGGUAAUCCUGUUGUUCAUGGUAAUGGUAGUCAAGAACGCUUUUUUGAAUUUGCGCUCGACUUUGUAUCGUUACUUAUUGAUGAGGUACCGAAGGAUUUGAAGAAAGCUAGUUUAAAUUUGCUCGGUUCAAUGCAUAGCGAAUUGACUUCCGUGCCUGCUAUGUUUCACAGUCGUGUGAAGCGCAUUAUGCCAUUUUUGACGCAUAAUGUAUAUCUGGCCAACACCAGACUUGCAUCUUCCAUGUUGGGCCUACCCCCCACCAACGACCCUCAGCAACAACAACAACACCUAGAGACUUGUUUAGACCAAAGUAAACCUUGGGAAUGGCUUGAAGAUUAUGUCAGUGAACCACCCCAUGAUAACGAUGCGCCUAUCAGCCUAAGCCUAUUUGGCGCCAAAAAGACAAAACGUAUCGAAAAUACGUAUGUCCGAUGGUUUAAGUUUGGAUUUAAUGGAAACGAUUCGAAUAAUAAACAUCAUAUAUCCGUGGUGGAUAAGAAGCGCAAUAAAAGAGUCGCGGACGAAAUCAUGGAUGAGAAUGGAUUUAUAUAUAUAGUGGAUGACGAUGAAGAGAUGGGAUCAGCAGCAAGUACACCCAAUCUAAAGAAGAGAAGAGUUGAGAUGGAAGACGGAGAGUUACCAUAGAUAAAUUAGAACGAUUUCAUUUUCUUUAUUUCAUCACACAUGAAAUCUUAGAUAUGCACAUAAUUAUACCAUGCUAAUGCAGUUCUUAAAUAAAUAUCUGACGAUGUAAAUUUUAGUUACUUAUUC
Messenger RNA from Mucor mucedo, 5684 nucleotides. RefSeq lists its product as uncharacterized. Gene Ontology annotation, biological process: regulation of transcription by RNA polymerase II. Gene Ontology annotation, molecular function: transcription coregulator activity. The coding region runs from base 114 to 5558 and encodes 1814 amino acids. Gene Ontology annotation, cellular component: mediator complex. The record is from RefSeq and is a predicted model, not a curated record. The transcript is spliced from 13 exons. Lineage: Eukaryota; Fungi; Mucoromycota; Mucoromycetes; Mucorales; Mucoraceae.